Molecule: messenger RNA, 4873 nt
Organism: Sabethes cyaneus
Lineage: Eukaryota; Metazoa; Arthropoda; Insecta; Diptera; Culicidae
Gene: HDAC6
Product: histone deacetylase 6
Exons: 9
Coding region: 721-4095 (1124 amino acids)
Biological process (GO): chromatin organization
Cellular component (GO): histone deacetylase complex
Molecular function (GO): zinc ion binding; histone deacetylase activity
Source: RefSeq, a predicted model, not a curated record
CAUCAGUUCGUGGUUCGUGUUUGUUCUUCCCAUUUCUCUGUGCUGUGCUUUUGCUUGUGCAACCCGUCCGUGUCCGUACGUCCGUACGAGUUGCGAGUGCGGAAAAGAAGUGACCAGAUCAGUAGCAAAGUAACGGAGUUGUGAUCAAAUUGGUUAGUGGAAAAAGGUUGUUAUUUUUGGUGAGAAAAACUGAGUGUGUGCUUUGGAAGAAAAUUGUGCCCGCGUGGAAAACUCAAGUACAAAGCAAAGACCACCACAAAAAGAAAAUAGCUUUGACUUUGUUGUUUGAUCAACCGAGAAGAACAUCCACACUCUCAGGUCUCAGCUCUGUAGAUGUUGCUCCAAAAAUGGAAAUGUUCACAACAAGAAGCUAGGUAACAACUAAGGAAGUUUUCGGAACGACAUUGCGUCAGCUGCUGCUGCUGGCUGCUGCAGAAUCGCAAAUUAUUCGGACAACUUCACCCAUCACAUCACACCAGCACCAGGCAGCAGCUGCAAAACGACAAGAAGUGGGAAGCUGGCAGACGUUUUGCAACCUACGCUCAAAACGGGUACAGUCGAUGAAACAGUGAGAAAAGUUUUUGAGAAAAAUGGAAUCAGCGCUAGUGCGCUGAUGAAAAGUGUGUGCUAAAAAUCCGUCCUUCGAUUGAUAUCAGAGCAGUGGCACUAAACAGUAUAAAUUAGGAGGCUCCAGUACCUACCCCGUAGUACAUCGCAACCAUGAGUUCCACCGUCGUGACGCGCCAAGGUGCCCAAAAGUCCAAAAUCACAACCCGAGCCAAGCAGGCAGCCAUCGCCGCGGAGCAAGCGGAACGUAAAAACAAGUUCUACGGCCGAAAACCACCGACGCCCGCCACCGUCACGUUAGCGGAAGCGAAAAAACGAGGCAAGUUGAAAAUGUCCACUCAAAGCGGACAGCCGGGACCGGACGGACAACCGGUGGCCGACCAGAACGGCGUGCAGCUGAAGGAUAUCUACGGCAAUGCACUCGGCGCUGCCGAGUUGGUCCGUGGUGCUACUGGGUUGGUGUAUGACGAAAGGAUGGCUGAACACCAGUGCUUGUGGGACCGUGGCUAUCCGGAGUGUCCGGAACGUUUUACCAGGGUUUUAGAACGUUGUCGUGAACUGAAGCUGGUUGAACGCUGUCAGUUGAUUGAACCACGGAUGGCAACCGAAGCGGAACUACUGACGAAACAUACACCGGAACAGGUGGAGAUCCUAAAAGCAACGAAGGAAUCUGGUGAUCCGGAUGCACUGGAGGAGCUUAGCUCGCAUUAUGAUGCGAUUUUCAUUCACCCGUCUUCGUACGAUUGCUCGCUGUUGUCGGCUGGCAGUACCAUCGAGCUGGUGAAUGCUAUCGUCGCUGGGCGGGUGCAGAAUGGAAUGGCAAUCAUCCGUCCGCCGGGUCAUCAUGCAAUGAAAGCCGAAUACAAUGGGUAUUGUUUCUUCAACAAUGUUGCCAUUGCUGCCCAGCAUGCGCUGGAUAAUCUCGGGUUGAAACGGAUCCUGGUGGUCGAUUGGGACGUCCAUCACGGGCAGGGAACGCAACGGAUGUUUUACGACGAUCCGCGGGUGCUGUACUUUUCCAUCCAUCGGUACGAGUGUGGAACUUUCUGGCCGAAUCUUCGCGAAUCCGAUUUUGAUUACGUUGGCGAAGGAGCUGGCCUUGGCUAUAACUUCAAUGUACCUCUCAAUCGGAUAGGAAUGACCAAUGCUGAUUAUUUAGCCAUUUGGCAGCAAAUUUUGCUGCCCGUGGCUAUGGAGUACCAACCGGAACUGAUUCUGAUUUCAGCUGGCUACGAUGCAGCCUACGGCUGUCCAGAGGGACAAAUGGAGCUCACACCGGCAUUCUACCCGCACUUGCUAUCCCCACUGCUGUCCCUGGCACAGGGACGCGUAGCCGUCGUUCUGGAAGGUGGCUACUGUCUGUCCUCACUCGCCGAAGGCGGUGCCCUUACACUACGAACACUGCUCGGUGAUCCGUGUCCCCUGCUGGUAGAGAAACUACCACCACCAUGCGAGAGCAUGCAGCAAACCAUCCUGAACUGCAUCCACUCGCACCGACCCUACUGGAAGAACCUGCGACUUAACGACACCUACGACUUGGAAGAGCUAAACAACAUCAACCCGCAGCCAAACUACCACCAGGUCAAUCAAUACUACGUUGCACCACCCCCACAGCCAGAACCCAUUCGAUACCUCACUCGAAACUGCUAUCCGCUGCAAAGCAGCGAAGAACGCAACCAAAUCGAAGAACGUCUGGCAAUGCUUCAGAUCACCACUCGGUUGAAUUUCCCACCCACCCGGGUUUGCUAUGUGUACGACGAACAGAUGUUGGAACACCGAAAUCUACACGAAGACCUUCACCCCGAACAACCGGAUCGAAUCGCUAAGAUCUACUCCCGCCACGAAGAGUACCGGCUACUGGCGCGGAUGAAGCUCCUGAAGCCGCGACACGCCACCACCGACGAGUUGUGUUUGGUGCACUCGCGACAGAAUGUGAAUGUUGUCCGCCGGACGGUCGAACGGGAGGAGAUGAAACAGGUGGCGGACCGGUUCAAUUCCGUGUACUUUCAUCCGAAGACGUUCGAGUGCGCAACGCUGGCUGCCGGUUCGGUGCUGCGGGUGGUCGACGAGGUGCUGAACGGGGAGAGCCGCAGCGGGGUGUGCAUUGUGCGACCGCCGGGACAUCAUGCCGAGUCGGAUAUGCCGCAUGGGUUUUGUAUUUUUAAUAAUGUGGCGAUUGCGGCACAGUAUGCCCUCCGGGAUCACGGGUUGAAGCGGGUGCUCGUGGUGGAUUGGGACGUGCAUCACGGUAAUGGGACGCAGCAUAUUUUUGAGGACGAUCCGCGGGUGCUGUACGUGUCGGUGCAUCGGUACGAUAAUGGGACGUUCUUCCCGAAGAGUAAGGAUGCGAACUUUGAUGUUGUUGGGAGUGGGGCUGGCGAGGGCUUUAAUGUUAACGUACCGUGGAAUAGGAAGGGCAUGGGUGACCAGGAAUACGCAGCGGUAUUCCAGCAAAUUAUUAUGCCCAUUGCGUACGAAUUUGAUCCGGAGUUGGUGCUAGUUUCGGCCGGUUUUGAUGCUGCUAUUGGUGAUCCACUCGGAGGUUGUAAAGUAACUCCCGAAGCUUAUGGGUAUUUUACACACUGGCUCUCAUCGUUGGCCAACGGUCGAGUGGUGGUUUGCUUGGAAGGAGGCUACAAUGUUAACUCGAUUUCCUAUGCCAUGAGCAUGUGUACGAAAUCGUUACUCGGGGAUCCACUGCCACUGUUGCAGUUGAGUUCUCGCUACAGUGGACCAAACUCUGCAUGCGUCGAUACCAUUCGAAACGUACUCUCGGUACAGGAGAAGUUUUGGAAAUGUCUACGAUUCAACAAAAAGCUGCCCAGCUUCCGCAGUUCCAGUGCGGAACCAGACCUGAGCGGGGCGUUCAAUAAACUGCACAUCACUCCUUCGUCCGGGUCGUCAACCGCCGGUUCUUCGUCCGCUGGUUCGUCACCUUCCAAGGGAGCUCCUUUUGAAGGAGACGAUCAGCCAGGACCAUCGCGGAGGAGAAGUACAAAGGAAUCGGACGUGGCAGCUGGGCCUAGCGGCUCAAUGGAAGGUGACGCAAUUGCUGGCGGGUCCAGUGAUGGAGCUAAAAAGGAAACCCUUCGCGAUUUUUUGGCUGCCAAUCUAGAGGCCUUACAAAACGAGGAAAUGUUUGCCGUCGUACCGCUGCGAGAUUGCCCCCAUUUGAAGGAGCUAAACUCCGCUAAUGUUCCAGAACAAAUCAGUACAAAGGCGCCCUGCGCGGAUUGCGAGUCGGGCGUGGAGAACUGGGUCUGCCUGCUGUGCUUCCGGGUGUGCUGCGGUCGGUACAUCAACGAGCACGCUAUGCUGCACAGCCUGGAGGCGGACCACGCACUGGCGCUGAGCUUCAGCGACCUGUCGGUCUGGUGCUACCGCUGCGAGUCCUACGUUGACAAUCCGGUGCUCUAUCCGUACAAAAAUCUCGUCCACCAGGAUAAGUUCGAUGGUGAACCGUUGGUGUGGUCCUACGGAAGCGAUCUGCUGCUGGACGUUAAGCCGGCCGGCAAGGAGAAGGAAUGAUAUUUGGUUCUGUCCAAAGUCAUCAUACGACUGUUGAUACUCUAUCUGACCAACUACCUGGUGAAUGCCUAUUUUAAGGGCUAGGCUUUUUUUGGACCGUGUUUUUUUUAAACUAAUUUUUUUUUGUUAUAUUUAUGAACUGUUAAACUAUUCGCUAAGACUGCGAGUAACUUCGUCGAUUUACAAGUAUUAUUUUUUUAACUGAACUUGACAAAGCCAAUGAGUUUGUCGAAGAAAACUAAUCUUUAACAAUUUUAACACUAUGGUCUCGGUUGUUUCCAAAAAAAAACAAUGUAAAUACAUCAAAUUCAUCAUGUUUAAAAUUAAAAUAAUGAUAAUAUAUAUAAUAAUAAUCAAUGCUAACCAAAGACACUAGUUUAAAAACCCAUCCUUUACAAAAACGAAUUGUCUGUCGUCAGGUCUGCCAAACAAAAGGUUUCGUUUGCAGCACCGCCGACGCCGACAGUUGUUGUGCUAAACACCGAAAUGAAUUUAUUUUUCUAUAGGUACGUAAAAUUACUGUUACUUGAACUGUUUUAACCUCAUGUUAUAGACAACCCGAGCAGAAUUUAACACAAAUUAAGCGAAAUUAAACACCGUUGAAUGAGACAGGGUCCUUUGUUGAGUUUAAUUUUAUUAACAACAAAAGAAGAAUUGAAAAAACGAACGGCAUUGAUAAUAAUAAAAUAACGGUGGAAAUGUUAAAUCAAACUAUACCUACCUACUAGAGAUUGCAUCUUAUAUCUACAUUAGCUCACAAUUUUAAAAAUAAAGAUGU